Echinostoma caproni is the source of this 1239-nucleotide messenger RNA. The record is from the annotation of a GenBank genome assembly. NCBI's taxonomy places the organism in Eukaryota, Metazoa, Platyhelminthes, Trematoda, Plagiorchiida, Echinostomatidae.
AUGCAAACAGUGAUGAUCAAUAUGUCAGUGAUUCCUUGGGUCGUUGGCUUGUUGGAGAAUACGGAUAGUCUGUCCGACUAUACGCUGGAAUACGCGGUCGCUCUUUGUAUGAACCUAUGUCUACGUGCAUCAGGAAAACGCAAUUGUUUGCUAAUCAGUCAACGAAUUUUAAAAGUCCUAAUUGAAUUGUUGAACUGUGAGAAUAUCGAUAUUGUGCCGUAUGAGGACGCGCCUACUCUCGAAUCGGAUCUAGAUCGGCAAGAUCUCCCACCGCCGGAUCCGAGUGAUCUGAAAUCAUUGACCGGUCCGGAGGCAAUGCUUCGUGAUCCUCGUCUGUGGGUCGGGGAAGGUCUGUUGAAAUCGCACUACGCGGUUGAACCGACUGUGCGCGGAGAGGCCAACGGUGGUGUGGACUGGUGCAAACCGAUGCUGUCCCGAGACAACGAGGCCCGAAUGUCCCUGACCAGUGUGAAAAGUAUGAGUGUUCUACGUCGUCCGGCCACACCCAGUCAGCGAUCAGCACGUGUCUCGAUCUCCGAAAGUCGACCGAGUACAGCUUCCAAAUUGGGACGCAAUGCAGACGUCCCGGUCCCGGUCACGGAGGAAUCCAGUCAUCCACUUUACUUGCGAGAUAGUUUGGCCACCCUGGCUCAAAGUUUCAGUGAGGAUGCCACACCUAGAUCUUCCACACAAUUGGAUUCCGGUCAGCUACGAAACAUCCUAACCGAUCUGCAACGGCAACAGGAACACACCGAGGGGUCCCAAAACGAGCUCCAAUCUCAUCCAUUUCAAACAUCUCUUAGUUCGACCCAAGGCCCGAACAAAUCCUCGAUACCCAGCAAAGGUUCGCGAACUUCUGUGGGCACUAAGCGAUCCGCUUUUGAGAGUCGACCGAAAAUUCCACGCACUCCGGACGCAAUGUCACCAACGCACAGAAAACCGGAUACUUGUCAAUCGCCGGAUUCUACAGUGAGUAGCACACACUCCAGUGGGGCUUCCGAACGAAAUGAUAGCCGAAGUACGAUCCGAAACAGCCGUCCUCCAUCUCAUUUGAGCGAUCGACAAGCCUCGGAAGCUGCAGUUAAACAAUCGUCAGAGAACGUUCGUAAAAGUAGUUCACUCGAUCCAGAUGAGAAGCUGUUUCCAGUCCGGCAACUACAUACUUUGGUAGUUCGACAAGCUAGAUUGUUUCACAUCGAGUUGGGCUCCGAAAUACAAGUGGCUCAUUCCAAAACGUAG